Messenger RNA from Penicillium angulare, 1125 nucleotides. Its product is annotated as fungal specific transcription factor domain-containing protein. The coding region runs from base 1 to 1125 and encodes 374 amino acids. Gene Ontology annotation, biological process: DNA-templated transcription. Lineage: Eukaryota; Fungi; Ascomycota; Eurotiomycetes; Eurotiales; Aspergillaceae. The record is from RefSeq and is a predicted model, not a curated record. Gene Ontology annotation, molecular function: zinc ion binding; DNA binding. The transcript has a single exon.
AUGGACCUACUCUCCGUCGCUAUCAACACUGCCCGUAAAAACGGUCUGCAUAAAAUCGAUAGUUACUCGGACUCGGACAGUAUACUCCCGCCCUUUGAGACUGAAAUGCGUCGUCGAAUUUGGUGGCAGCUGUAUACUCUUGACGUCCGAAACGCAGAGGACAACGGCCUAGACCCCUAUAUACAGGAGCACUGGGCCAACACACUUCCGCGACUUCCACGCAGCAUCAACGACAUAAGUCUCCAUCCAGAAAUGAGAAGAAUACCCCAAUCAAGCCUAGAGAGAACAGAGAUGCUAUUCACACUUGACCGACACGAAAUCAGCACUCUAGUACGCCGGAUACUAUUCUCUGACGAAUUUUGUCAACAAAAUUUCUACCCUAUCCUAUCUGUUGCGGAGAAAUGUGACGAAAUCGAGAGAUUCCGAACAAAAAUAGAGGACCAGAUCUUGUCGCUCUGCAAUCUAGACAUCCCAAUAGAUUAUAUCACGGCAACGUCUAGUCGACUAGUUUUCGCGAAGCUCAAGCUGAGCGUGACGAAGCCGACGACAAGAGAAAAUCAACAUGUAAUUACCCAAGAAAGCUUUCGACGCACCUGCGUUGAUAUUUUGAAGAGUACGCGGGAGCUUCGUCUUUACGAGAAUGGAAAGCAAUGGCUUUGGCUGUUUCAGACGUAUUUGGAAUGGGACGCGUUGGCAUAUCUCUUUAUCAAUUUAUCUCUGGUUCCAUCAGGUGAUACGGUUAACUGUGCAUGGAUAGCAGCGGAAGAUAUCUACCAAUACUGGAAAGGUCAUGGUGAGGUCGUCCUUGAUAAUAGGUGGAGACAGAUUGAGAAUUUGCGGUCGCAGGCUUUGUUAGGGAAGCAGAUGUAUCAAGAAAACCCAGCUUCAUUUCCACCUUGGCCUAGGUCUAGCUGCGAAGAAAGACCGGACACCGUCCAGCCAAAUGAACAGGGCUUGCCUAGUACUGUACUAGUUUCAAACAUACUGGAGCCAAAUCCUAAUGCUGACGCCUUGGAUGUCCCAGUACCAACGACAGGAACAGAGUGUCAGUGGAGUACCGCGCUUUUCGAUCGUUAUUUCCAAGUCCUAGACAUGGAUCAUAACAUGGAACUAUCAUGGCUUUGA